Wyeomyia smithii (pitcher-plant mosquito) is the source of this 2289-nucleotide messenger RNA. RefSeq names its product probable cytochrome P450 304a1. Gene Ontology annotation, molecular function: monooxygenase activity; heme binding; iron ion binding. The transcript is spliced from 4 exons. Bases 229 to 1794 code for a protein of 521 amino acids. The record is from RefSeq and is a predicted model, not a curated record. NCBI's taxonomy places the organism in Eukaryota, Metazoa, Arthropoda, Insecta, Diptera, Culicidae.
UUUGUGCUCAUCAUCAGUCGUGUGUUUGCGUUGCAUGGAACUAGAUGUGAUCUGCGGGUUACGAAAUUCAGUAUUCCGUUGUAUCGUGUUGCAUUGGAGUACACCUCGCUACUGUGUGUAAGGGAAAAGGAUAGACAUAGUACACACCUACCGAACUAAUUUAAAUUGUUUGCGGUAAAUCAGCAGUGCUCUAUCUUUGUAUCGAACUAGUCGCUUGUAGACGACGCCAUGGUGUUGAUAACCGAGGUGAUAAUCGCUCUGUCGAUUGGACUUCUAAUCUACCAAGCUUAUCGAUACUUGUUUGAGCGGCCUUCGUCUAACUUUCCUCCAGGGCCACCCCGGUUGCCCUUGCUCGGUAGUUAUCCCUUCUUGUUGGCCUUGAACUACCGGCAUCUAAAUCAGGCAGCCGCCAAGUUAUCCCAGUAUUACGGAAGCAAGCUGAUUGGUUUGUAUCUGGGGCCAAUGCCGGCGGUCAUCGUGAAUGAUUACGAUACGGUCAAGGAAGUUCUCGGUCGGUCGGAUUUCGACGGACGACCGGAUUUGUUUAUGGCUAGACUGCGUGAUGAGCGCUUCCAGCGGAGAGGUAUUUUCUUCACCGAUGGCGAUAGCUGGCGUGAGCAGCGGAAAUUUUUCCUUAAAACGUUGCACCAGUACGGCUUUGGACGGCGUAGUCCGGAGUCCGAAGCGGACAUCAACAUCGGAUUGGAGGAAUUGAUUGAUAUGCUGCGGAAUGGAGCUAAGUACGAGCACGAAAAGGCUCUCAUGGAUGCGACAGGAUUCGUAAUCUGCCCGAUGGUGUUUUUUGCCCUUUUUUCCAAUGUGGUGCUUAAGAUGUUAAUCGGGGCCCGACUGGAGCGCGAAGAUCAGGGUGUUUUGUUUGCACUUGGUGAGAAUGCUAUUGGUUUUCAUCGUAAUGGCGACGAUUAUGGCAUGUUGCUGAGCUACAUUCCUUGGAUUCGGCAUCUGUUUCCGAAAACAACCAAGUAUGAAUUAUUGAGGAAAGUUAAUCAGAAGGCUAACGGAGUGAUCCUAAGUCUGGCGCAAAAAUGUGAGAAAAGUUAUGAGGAAAAUGACAUUCGCUGCUUCAUAGAUGCAUACAUCAAGGAGAUAAGAAACAAUAAGAAUAAUGGCGUAUCGACAGGACAUGACGAGUUCGGGUUUGAAUACGAUCAACUGGUCAUCGGAUGCGCUGAUUUUAUGGUUCCACCACUAUCUGCAAUUCCAGUGAACAUUAGUCUCAUUAUCGAACGUUUACUCGAGAAUCCUGUAGUUGAGGCGAAGAUGUAUAACGAACUAAUCGAUAUCGUUGGAUCCAGCCGUCUUCCCACAUUAGAAGAUCGUUCAAGCCUUCCGUACUGCGAAGCAGUUAUUCGUGAGGCACUCCGCAUAGAUACGUUAGUCCCUUCCGGUAUUCCACACAUGGCAACCAAAGAUACCGAGUUAUGCGGAUAUCUAAUUCCAAAAGGAACGGUCGUCAUGAACUCUUUCGACUAUAUCCAUCAGCAAGAGGAAAUUUUUAGCAACUCGAAAAGUUUUUUGCCGGAACGUUUUCUUAAUGCAGAUGGGAAGCUUGCUCUUGAACAAGAUAAAUCGUUGCCAUUCGGCAACGGAAAACGUGUUUGCGCUGGUGAAGCGUUUGCUCGCAAUGCUCUCUUUUUGGCAAUUACUUCGCUGGUGCAAAACUUUACCUUCAAGCUUCCAGAUGAACAAAGUAAACCUAAUUUGAACGCUCGGCUGACUGGUGUAAUACGUUCGCCAGCAGACUUCAGACUCAAGUUUACAAGUCGCCGUUAAGGUUGAAGACUAGGUUCUGUGGUUUGCUAAAACCUAUGUGUACCGUAUUUCUCCCUACCACUGGUAUGGCACCUGGGUAGCAGUCAGUCUUACAGUGUUAGUAGUGUAAUCACUUGACAUGUUAACAAACUGGCGCAGCAAUCAGAAACAAAAGUACUGCAGUGUGCAGCUCAGCUCAGCGUACAAGCGCAUUUCUCGCUGAACAUGUGAAAAGGGCCCAUGUGCCAUAUGUAAACAAGCCAAAUUUUCUCGUUUUUUGAUCAAUACAAGGGAAAUCUGCUCUUACCAAUAAGAUUUAUUGAUAAAAGAAUUUACUCUUAAUCAAACAAUCUUAUUUGUACGAGUAGAUUAAGCUUGUAUUCAUUGAAAAACGUGAAAUUGUGGCUUGUUUACAUAUGGCACUUGGGCCCUUUUCACAUGUUCAGCGAGAUUUAUCCUUACGAAGUUUAUUAACCCCUCCACCGGAACGAAAUAUAGAUUAAACUUUUCCAUCAA